Arachis ipaensis is the source of this 1240-nucleotide messenger RNA. Its product is annotated as F-box protein At2g23160-like. The record is from RefSeq and is a predicted model, not a curated record. Gene Ontology annotation, molecular function: protein binding. Lineage: Eukaryota; Viridiplantae; Streptophyta; Magnoliopsida; Fabales; Fabaceae.
AUGAGGAAACUCCAACUACAAAAGUCUUAUUUUGCCGGUCUUCCAGCCGAUAUAAUUACCGAUAUUUUUGUUAGACUUCCCAUAAAGUCUGUUCUGAUUUGUAGAUGUGUUUGCAAGCAUUGGAACACAUUGAUUUCUAAUCCAAACUUUGCCAAGUUACUCCUUACUUAUACACUUCCUGCCCUGAUGAUCCGACGCAAGCAUUCAAGAUUCUUUCACCUUGUUGAAUAUGACCGAAUUGAAUGGCAUGAAAGGAAAAACAAUCCAUUCUUCAGCGGUGUGUUUGAGGUCCUAAAACCCAAUAGCAGCAGUAUAAAACUUGAUCCUAAAUUUGAAAUUCCUCUCCUUGGUACAAAAGUUUAUGCUAAUGUGAACAUGCCUCUCAUUGAUACAAAAGUUUAUGCUAAUGUGCAUGUGGAUGUGCGUAUUUGUAAUGGUCUUUUUUAUUUGAGUUGGUCAAAUAAUAUAGACAUUUCACUUGUUUGCAACCCAAUAACAGGUGAGUUCAUAAGACUUCCAAAACACCCUCCAAUCCUAAAACCCUGCGAGUGCGAAAUAUCUCGAGGUUUUGGUUUUCACCCAAAAACAAACCAAUACAAGGUAAUGAGAAUCAUCCUUAUCUUUAAACAUGAUCAUCCUAUGGUUGUUGAAAUGCUCAGAGUUGGAAUAUCGACAACAUGGAUAAAUAUUGAGGUGGAUUAUCCCAAGAAUUUGAUAUCUAUAUCGAGAUCUGCUGUUUAUUUAAAUGGGACACUUCAUUGGAUUGGUAACGAUGUUGAUGGCAAUGCGUCGAUAUGGGCUUUCGAUUUCGACAAGGAGAGGUUCCAAUCCUUUUCUAUACCGAGCGAUGAGGGUCCAAGAGUUGACAUAUAUGAAUUCAGGGGUUUUCUUUGCAUUAUAUAUUUUAAUGAGCCAAUCACAAUAUGGAUGAUGAAAAGAUAUGGAGUUGGAGAAUCUUGGACUCCCAUUUUCGUAAGUUCUGACGGAAAUAUUAAUUCUUCAUUAACCACGUCUCAUGAUUACCUUGCCUUCCAUGAUCGUGAAAACAAAGAAUAUAGCAUUUUUCGUAUUCACUAUAAUGACAACAUUCAAAUUUUUGGUCUCGUUCCUACUCUUAUCCCACUAAAGAAUAUUAUCAUUGGAGAUAAUGUGGAGGUGUAUAAUAUUUACUCACUGAAUUACCCAAAAUUGAGGUUCUAUUAGUUUUAGGAAAUCAUUUCAUUUGAUAUUUUUUUAUUAA